Molecule: messenger RNA, 468 nt
Organism: Microthlaspi erraticum
Lineage: Eukaryota; Viridiplantae; Streptophyta; Magnoliopsida; Brassicales; Brassicaceae
Source: the annotation of a GenBank genome assembly
AUGGACCUUGAAUCGGUGAAGCGGUAUCUGGAAGGAGAAGGAAGCGAGAAUGAAAAGGAAUCGAAAGUAGGCAAGUUACCACCCAGAUUCCUGGAGCGAUUCAUAACGAAAGGUCUGAAAGUGGAUCUCAUCGAACCUGGUCGAAUCGUCUGCUCCAUGAAAGUCCCUCCUCAUCUCCUGAACGCAGGGAAUUUCUUGCACGGAGGAGCAACGGCGACUCUGGUGGAUUUGAUUGGAUCAGCUGCAAUUUACACAACCGGAGCUACUCAGUCGGGAGUUUCAGUGGAGAUCAAUGUUUCAUACCUUGAUGCUGCUUUCCUCGACGAAGAGAUAGAGAUCGAAUCAAAGGCAUUGCGUGUGGGUAAAGCUGUAGCAGUUGUGAGUGUUGAGCUGAGGAAGAAGAAGACUGGUAAGAUGAUUGCUCAAGGCCGCCAUACUAAGUACCUUGCUCCCCGUCCCAAGCUCUGA